Molecule: messenger RNA, 2904 nt
Organism: Gossypium arboreum
Lineage: Eukaryota; Viridiplantae; Streptophyta; Magnoliopsida; Malvales; Malvaceae
Exons: 1
Coding region: 244-1566 (440 amino acids)
Source: RefSeq, a predicted model, not a curated record
AGACAGAAAACGAUUUUUAAUGGUUGUAACUUCAGACUUCAAAUUGUUUGGAUUUGAUUUCAGAAUUAGAGCAUUUGACUUACAAGUUUUUAGCCCUCCAUUGGAAGUCGAGUCCGACAACACACAAAGAAACAGGACGAUCCAAAGUCACAAGCUUCACUUUCCCUUAACACAAACAUCGAUCUCUGUUCUCUGAUCUCAACUUAACAACACACCCCAAAAUCCUUUGGAAAAAACCCAACAAUGUUACCCUUCUUUCAACUUUACUCCAAUCUCAUACUCCAAACCUUGUUCUCUUUAUCCCUCACUUUAGUCCUCACUUUCCUCAAAAUCCCUGUUUUCUUUCUUCAAGGUCUCCACACUUACAUCCACCCUGAUAACGUUGCCGGCCACCACGGCGGCCCUGCUUCUUCUUCUUCCGGUGUUAGAGCCGCUAUCCGUAGACCUUCAGAUUCAGGUUCUGGACUUGAUGGUUACCAAUCUUUAUCUUCAAGAACCAAUGCUGAGCUCAAAAAGAAGAACAAAUCUAAAGACAAAUUCGAAUUCGAUGAAAACAAUGCACAGAUCUUUAGGCUAAAACUCGAUGAGGGUCAUCUUCAAACAAGGCUUUUUUACAAUGAUUAUCACAAUUCUUUCGUUUUUUCCUUUGUGGGUAUUUCUUGUUUGUUGCUUUACAAGUAUUUAGGUUACAAACAAGAUUCUGGGGUUUUAGCAAAUGGUGAUUUGAUACCAAUUAUCUUUGGGUUUAUUGGUUUAAUCAAAGCUUUUUCAUCACUUGCAAAGAUAUCGUUUGAGAAAUCUGGUUCCAAGAGAUCUGAAAAGCAAUUCAGUGCAAUUUUUGGUGUUUUAGGGUUUAUUUUAGGGAUUAUAAUUUGUUCUGGGAUUGGACCAUUGGUUUUUGAUUUCCAUUUCGAUUCAAUUGAAGGGUCUUGGAGGAUUUUUGUUUCUAUAUUGAUGGGAUUCAUUGCUGGUUUUUUAUAUAUGCCUGCUGGGAAAAAUGCAAGAUCCUUUUGGCUCGGUACUGAUCAACUUAGAUGUAAUUUAUCCAUAAUUUCUUGUGGAUGGUUCUCUAGAUUGAUUCUAUAUGCCAAUUAUAUAUUGACUGUGUUUACUGCUUUACUUUGGAUCAAUCCAUUUGUUGAAAUCCUUAGUUUUGUGAGGUUUUCGAAAUCCGAACUUACCAGAUUUAGGCUUCUCUGCUUAUUGCUUUCCGGAGUUUUACAAAUCGUCGCCUUACGUUCGAACCUGCAGAUGUUUUUGAAUGAAGCAGUUUUGUCUUGGUAUCAAAGAUUGCAUGCCAGUAAGGUCCCAGAUUUGGAUUUUAGCCGUGCUAAGGUUUUCCUGCAUAAUCACUACUUAUGCCUUGCAGUUGUGCAAUUCUUUGCUCCAUCGAUAUCGCUACUUCUCUUUCUCGGCUUAUCUCAGAUUGAUACUAAUUCGUUUGAUACGUACAACCUGGUUAAAGAAGUUGCUGUGUUUAUGGCUUGGUGGAUCGUCUUUGUCUGGGCGGUUAUUACUUCGGCAAGUCUGGUGUUUUACCGACGCGGUAUCCUGUAUGUUUUCUGAUAACUCGGUUUUCUGUAGUUGUUGGCCUUUGGCUUAGAUUUUUUGCUUGUAACAGAUGAUUACAUACGUUUUUUUUUUUUUUGUAUACGUCGUGAUUGAAUACAUGCUGCAAGAAAACUCUUUGAGAAUGUUAUUUCAUUUAUAGAUGUAGUUAAGAGAUUUUCAGAUGUAUGCCAUCGUAGCAUGAUUAGAGAAUAGCUGAACAUUUUCAGUUUCUUAUCUGUUUACUCUUUGGAGAGCCAUAAAUUGCUAUUUUCCGAACAAACGGUUUGCUAGCAUUGCUCCGUGUAAACCAUUUUAGUUUAAAGGAUCUCUCAUCGAUUCACGAUAUAUCGACCUGCAUUUUUUCUAUCAUAUGAGGUAAUAUAAUCCUUUCACAUCUCAUGGUAGCUUGUCUUGUAAGGAAGAAACUAUAACUAUGUUAUGUUGCUUGCACAAUGGGCAAUGAAAUGUUGCUUUACAUUUAAGAUUUUUGAACAUGUUUAAUCAUGAUGUCUUAAGAACUUUAAUGGGUUUAUAUAUGAUUCCGUAAUACUACUUUUUAUAAGAUUUAACAGUAAAUAAAUUUCAACUUGUAAUAAUUACAUAAAACAACCCAAAAACCCCCAUUGUGAUAUAAAUGGAACACAAUACUUUUUUUUUUUUUUUUGUAGAACAUAAAGAUCAAACAAUGGAAGAAAAACCAAAUCAAGCAUUUAUUUCUGAAUUGCAUUGAUGCUCUCUACUACAGCUCCUUCUGCCCCAAAACAUGCUUGAACAGGUUGUUCUCUCUAGUCUCGGUCCUUCAAUUUUAUCCUGUUCUAGAGAUGUUGCUUGUGAACGUCUGGGGGAUUCUUCUUGUGUUUCUACUGUUGUCUCUCGAUGUUCGAAAGAGGGGCACGGACUGUCGUUGCAGGUGCAUAAAGGGAUGGCGACAGAAGGAAAUGGGCUACAGGUAACUGGGCAGAAAAUGUCUGAAGAGACCGAUGAAACACGGUUCAUUCUGAUCUCUGAAGUUGGUGAUGGGCAAUCUGCAUCACGGGGAUGAAGCAUGCAUGGUGUACAUAGGCCGAAGGAGAGCUGUAGCUUGAUUUCUUUUAUUGGCGAACUCGGCAACUUGACAAAGGAGAGGAUGCUGUGUCUACAGAGAGGGCAUGGAAUAGAACCUGUUGGGGCAACCAUGUUGGACGGAAUGUGGCUUGUUGAGCAUAGAUAGAGUGCACACCUUACGCAUAACUCAUGCCUGCAUCCUGAAUUCGAUGUGUAAAAAACAAAUAAGUACAGCAGUUUAGUCGUAUGAUAGAAAAUGUAUUAGUGAUGUUAAUAACGAAAAGAAUUCCCGGCUACUUUUAGAUGCUA